Molecule: messenger RNA, 726 nt
Organism: Torulaspora delbrueckii
Lineage: Eukaryota; Fungi; Ascomycota; Saccharomycetes; Saccharomycetales; Saccharomycetaceae
Exons: 1
Coding region: 1-726 (241 amino acids)
Molecular function (GO): protein N-terminal-serine acetyltransferase activity; protein-N-terminal-alanine acetyltransferase activity
Source: RefSeq, a predicted model, not a curated record
AUGGCGGGUACGCGUAUCAAUGAGUUCAAUCAAGAGAUUGGGUUUGCCAUUGAGAACUGGAGUACCAGGGAACUUCCACAGCGGGUCACUUUUACCGGUAAAUACUGUGAACUUCAGCCUUUGAACAUUGAGAAACACGCUUCGCAGCUGUAUGAAUCUUAUGAAAGCUCCGGCAAUUCGAUUUGGACUUAUGUGCCCUGUGGCCCAUUCGCUAGCCUCCAGGAUUUCAAAGGUUUCAUCAAUAAAUGUAACUCAGAUGACAAAUCUGUAUUUUUUGCCGUUAUCGACAAGAGUUCCGGGCGUGCCGUUGGUAUGAUUUCUUUGAUUAGUGUUAACGAGCAGAAUGGUUCUAUUGAGGUCGGAUAUGUUAUUUACUCGGGUCACCUUAAGAAAACUCCAAUUGCUACCGAAGCUCAGUAUUUGCUGAUGAAAUACGCCUUUGACGAGUUGAAAUACCGAAGAUAUGAAUGGAGAUGUGAUAGUCUCAAUAAGCCUUCGAGUAAUGCUGCUAAGAGAUUAGGUUUCACAGUAGAGGGCACCUUUCGUCAGGCAAUGGUUUACAAAGGACGUAGCCGUGAUACCACUUACCUUUCAAUCAUUGAUAGCGAAUGGAAGACUUGUCAAGAAGCCUUCGAAAAGUGGUUGAGCCCCGAUAAUCUCGUAAACGGUGUCCAAAAGCGUAGUUUGAACGAUAUCCGGGACCAGUGUAGAGAGAAAUCCAAAUAA